AUGCUUGCGUGGACACUGGAGGGCCGCCACGCGUCCUUCAGCGCCAGGCCAGCUAGUUUAGCUUCAAAAAUUUCGCUGAGGAAGCAUGCCUCGUUCACAUCCAACGAGCCGACGGCGAUUUUGGCGCUGUGGAUCUCCUGGAGCCGUCCGCUGCUUCAUUCACGGACGGUCCCCCCAGACGUGAUUGACAACUUCUUCCAGGACGUGACGCGUCUCGUUUCUCAAGGGGAGCCUGCUGUCAAGGCGCAUGGUCCAUGGGAUUUUAGCGAAGAGCAAGGGUGCGGAGACUUGGGAUACUGCGGUUGA
Laccaria bicolor S238N-H82 is the source of this 306-nucleotide messenger RNA. RefSeq lists its product as uncharacterized. NCBI's taxonomy places the organism in Eukaryota, Fungi, Basidiomycota, Agaricomycetes, Agaricales, Hydnangiaceae. The record is from RefSeq and is a predicted model, not a curated record. Bases 1 to 306 code for a protein of 101 amino acids. The transcript has a single exon.